CACUCAGAUUCAGAUCAAGGCGUUCUUACCAAUCACGCUGCCUAAUUCAGAUCACAAACUUUUUAAACACAUUUCUUGUUCAGAGUCAGUAUAUGUGCAGUUUGUUAUGGCAUCUGCAUGCAUGUUGUUGAUUAAUCAUCAGCACACAUGCACAUCUGUUAUGAACCCUCCUACAAGGAAAACAGCUCAACAAGAAUAACAAUGUCAAUCCUUAUUAUGUAUUCAAAGUUCAUGAGAUCUGUUUUAUGGUCUAAGUCCUGUGUGUCUGCUAUUAACCAUUAACUGCCCCUCAAGAGAUGUCAUGGAAGAUUAACUUUUUAUCUGAAGCCAUCAGCACUGCUGUAACUUUUUUGUAUUCUGGUUAAUCUGUUAUUAAAUUUAUGUUAAAGGGGUGAAAAUGGCCCCAAGAGAGGUGAAUUAGAGAAGAAUGACAGCUUUUCAUAGUUUUUGAUUAAUUCAGUGACUAUCGUGAUUCCUUUACUGGAGUACUAUUUUAGGAAAAUUUGCAGAACAUAUCAGAUGUGCCUGCCUUGUCUUUUUAUCAUAGUAUUUCAUAAUCUCAAAUCAAAACAGCUGGAAUGUGUUUUAGAAGCAUAUGCAUAGUUAUUCCUAAGAUUUAAUUCAAUAACAAAAUGCACUUUGACAUGGAAAUGUUACAUAGCCAACCUGAACUCACAGAAAUGUCACAUAGGGAUGGCAGAUAUAGAUAUUCCUUAUAAUUAUAUUAAUUAUAAUUGAUUAUAAUUAGUCUUUUUUUCUUCUUUGUUUGUGCUCUUCACCCUUAUCUUCUGUGUAAGGACAUGGCCACAUACAAGCCAAGGGUGAUUUCUCUGACCAAGAGGCCUGGUCAAACUUUUGGCUUCUAUCUGAGGGUGGAGCAGAGUGAGGAGGGUCACCUGAUCCGUUGCCUGGAAAUGGGGGGUCCAGCUGAACUGGCUGGCAUGAAAGAUGGAGACCGCAUCCUCCGGGUCAAUGGGACAUUUGUUGAUGAACUGUCCCACUCAGAGGUGGUGGAGCUGGUGAGAAACAGUGGAGCAUCUGUCACAUUUCAUGUUCUGGAUGAGUCAUCUUACAAGCAAGCAAAAUCUCAGGGAAUAAAUCUGUCAGACCCUAAAAGCAGACCAGUUCUCAAUGGAGUGUCUAAAGAGGCUCCAAAACCCAAGCUUUGCUACCUGGUGAAGUCCAGCUCAGGCUUUGAGUUUUCUCUUCGUUCAGUUAGAGGUGAGCAAGGUCUGUUCAUGACAGAGGUAAUUUCAGGAGGAGUGGCACACAGAGCAGGGGUCCGAGUCAAAGACCGCCUGCUAGAGAUCAAUGGGGAGAAUGUAGAAAACCUCACACAUGAUCAAGUGGUGGAAAAAAUCCGACAGGUAGGCAACAGCAUGAUGUUCCUACUAACUGAUGAGGAAACAGACAAGUUCUAUCAGAGCAAACAAACAAAGAUAGGAGCAUGGCUUGCAACCGUCAAGUAUCUCCCUCACACACCACGCAUCAUCAACAUGACCAAAGGAUCUGAUGGAUAUGGCUUCCUGCUCAGAGAGGAACCCAAACAACCAGGACACUUCAUAAAGGAUAUAGACAGAGACAGCCCGGCAGAAAGAGGAGGUCUGAAGGAAAUGGACAGAGUGGUUGCUGUGGAAGGCAAGCAGGUAGAGAGUUGCACCCAUGAGCAGGUGGUGGACACAAUCAAGCAAAGUGGAGACAGCUGCUGCCUCCUUGUGGUGGACAAAGAUACAGACCAAAUGUAUAAGCUGGGGGAUGUGUCUCCAAUGCUUUUCUUGGAGGAGAUGAAGAAUUCCAACUCACCACCCAGUUACAUCGAAGCUAUGACUGAUCCUCCUGUCCAACCAUCCACACCUGUUGAAGACAGUAGAGAGAACCUAAGGCCUAAGCUGUGUCAGAUGGAAAAGGCAGCCGCUGGCUAUGGCUUUCACUUAAAUGGCAUCCAGGGAGUUUGUGGUCAAUACAUUGAGGAUGUUGUGAAGGGUGGAGCAGCUGAUGAAGCAGGUCUGGAGAAUGGUGACAUUGUAGUAGAAGUAAACGGAGUUAAUGUGGAGCAGAGAGGCUAUGACGAAGUGGUGGAAAUGAUCCGCAGUAGUGGCAACAACCUGGAGAUGCUGGUAGCGAGCAAGAACGUCUAUAAACAGCUUAAAGGUAAAGGGGUGACCAUCACACGUCACCUCCUCGAAGAAACACACUAUGCUCGAGGCCUCACCGCAGACAGUCCAACAAUCAGCGAGAAGAAGAAGCAGGAGGAGGCCAGGCCUGAAACACUGACUGACCCAGAACGAAAAAGGACCUCAUCUGUGUCAUCAUCAUCGUCUGCAAGCAGCAUGGAUGAAAGACUCUGAGACGCCACCUGAAGGACACGUUUCUGAUUUGUAAUAAUCUGAUCUAGAUCUUUUUUUCUUAAGAGAUAUGCUCUAUAUGCUCCACACAGUUAAAAUCAACAGUAAAAUGGAACAAGACACAAACACAGAAUAAAGACAGUAAAGAUUUUUGUUGAGUUUCACUGUCAAAAUCAGAUUUAUAGCAGAGCAGCUGUUUCUUGUUUUGAAAUGUUAAGCGUUCAGGAACAUGUGAUCAUCCUUUUAUGUACUUGUUGAUCAGAGCAUGUGAAGUGAUGAAUAAUGCCUUUCCCAUAUCUGAGAUUACCAAUGUUACCUAUGUUAAAAUUGUCAUCUAUGUUGCCAGUAAGCACAGUGGUGUUUGGUGUAUUUGUCUGUCGAUCCACGAACAGCUGCCUUUAAAGUUUAAAAAUAGAAAAGGAAAAAAAAAACACUGUUCCCAUUUCUGAAUAAAAGUAACAUUUCAUGAACAAAAUAAA
Messenger RNA from Melanotaenia boesemani (Boeseman's rainbowfish), 2824 nucleotides. RefSeq names its product PDZ domain containing 1 (gene pdzk1). Gene Ontology annotation, molecular function: protein binding; protein-membrane adaptor activity. Gene Ontology annotation, biological process: protein localization to plasma membrane. Bases 801 to 2348 code for a protein of 515 amino acids. The transcript has 7 exons. NCBI's taxonomy places the organism in Eukaryota, Metazoa, Chordata, Actinopteri, Atheriniformes, Melanotaeniidae. Gene Ontology annotation, cellular component: apical plasma membrane. The record is from RefSeq and is a predicted model, not a curated record.